UGAUGCUGCCUGAGUGCGGACACACCUUCUGCAGGGAGUGUCUCCUGAACCUCCAGACUACCGCUGUGGUUUGUCCGAACUGCAGGCAGCGCCACUACAGCCCGGCCGUCGAGGAUCUGGCUGUGAAUUUCGCUCAGCUGGGCAUAGCCGUCGCCCUGUCGAAUAUCCAGAAAAGCAAAGACCAAGGCCAAUGCGGCAAGCACAGCCUCCCGCUCGACCUGUGGUGCUCCGUCUCCCAGAAAGAAAUCUGUGCGAUGUGCUACUUCGAGGAGACGAAGCGCACCCAGCACCGGGUCCUGACGCUCGCGGAGAAGAGGCAGUUCACCGUGGACGCCAUCAAGCAGAAGUCCCUGAUCCUGAGCCAGCUGUACGCGAUGCUGAAGCAGUGCUUGACCAGCGACAGCGAGAGCACGUGCCAGAAUAGCUACGCCAAGAAGCUGAGCGACAUCCUUCGAGGGGAGGAGCUGGGCAUCCUACCUUCCUCAAGCAUCGACAAGAGAUUAGACAGCCUGAAGAAGGUGAUGUUCCCCGCCGAGCAAGAGAGGAGAAGCAGCAGCAGGGAAAGCAGACAGGAGACGGAGAGAUCGGAUGACAGCAGGGGCAGCAGAGAGACGGAGAGACCUGACAAGAUGCAGCUGCGGUGUGUGGCGAAGUGCGAGAAGGGCAGGAAAGCGCGGCUGACCUGGGAGGAAGGACAGCUGCAUAUCUACGGCCUCUGCAAGGAUCCCGAGGAAGCGCACAUCACGCUGAACAUGAGCGACGUGCGGCUCCUGGUGCCCCAAGAGAACCCCACAGUGUUCCUGGACGUCGCCGACAGGGACGGCCCCUUCGGCCGCAUCACCAUCAAGGUGUGGAGCCACCUCCGCCGCGGCCAGCAGUUCCUCGCGCUGUGCCAGGGCCACCUCGGGCCCACGCUGAAGGGCUCGGCGUUCCUGGACGUCACCGAGACCGCCGGGAUCGACUGCCUCCGCGCGGGACGCUACCUGACGGAGAACGGCACGAGUUCCCACGCCCUGCUGGAUCGGCUGGAGUGGAACGACGGCCACGAGCGCCCGGGGCGGAAGGGCCUGGUGGCCGGCUGGAGCUUCAAGAAGGCGGAGGACGAGACCCUGUUCGGCAUCGCGCUCGGCGAGUGCCACAUCAAGUUCUGCUGCCCCUUCGGCGAGGUCGUGGCCGGCAUGGCAGUCGUCGAGGACAUCGCCUACAACCGCACUGUGCGGGACGUGACGGUCGUGGAGGUGGGGACGGCGGUGCGCGAGUUCGCGGCCAGUUAGACCCCGCGGGCGAAGUGGGAGGGGCGGUGGGCGUGGGAGGAAAGUGGGAGGGGCGGUGGGCGUGGGAGGAAAGGGGGCGGGGCUUCCUGUGUCUGUUUAUUGUUGUUAUUUUUCCAACUUCGGGUAUAGUGAAUUUAUGAGUGAAUUUAUUUAUCUGUUUUUCUUAGCUCAAUUUUCUCUGUGCAUGAGUUUUAUUAUUAAUGUUAAUGUAUCAAAUUUA
Penaeus vannamei (Pacific white shrimp) is the source of this 1494-nucleotide messenger RNA. Lineage: Eukaryota; Metazoa; Arthropoda; Malacostraca; Decapoda; Penaeidae. The record is from RefSeq and is a predicted model, not a curated record.